AUGUCGUCCCCAGACAAGCCCAAAAAGAGGGCAAGGGUAUCCACCGCGAAAGAACUACCUAGCUUGCAUACUGCCCACCGAAUUAAAGAAGCUGGCAAAGAAACUCACCUUCGGGCAGCCAAGACGAGAGCGGCAUACUCGGGACAUGUCCACCGAGUGCGCUCGUGGCUGCAGAGCCAUUUUCCAGAGGAGGGGACACCACCGACUCCAAAUCACACCGGAGAGGACUCUGAAAUCUACAGUGAUCCAAAUUUUAAGAACGCGUUUGAGCGCGUGCCAAAUAGGUGCUCAGAUAAAGCAUUAGCCCUUUACCUUUCAUGGAGAGGGUUCCAAGAAAAUAGCAGCCAAAGCACCAUUGACGGUGUUCGAGCGGGAUUCAAGAUGUUUGAUGGUGCGACGUUCCGCGGGAAGUGGCAUCACAAUGAUGCCCAUCACCGAUGGGAAGGCAACCCAGUCCUGUCGGCAGAAGUUGACGACGUCAUGGCAUCUAUCAGACACAAGGUUAGUUCCGAAGGAGCUGAACGGAAGCACUCGGGUGCCAUGAAGAAGGAAUACAUGGAUAAGAUACUUGCCUGGUCAGAAUCAUUUUGUCCACUUGACGCCCCACUCCAAUACAUUCGUCUUGCGACGAUAGGCUACAAAGCGCUGCCAUCGGGCGAGUCCUUGAAUGGGAAAGUGAAGCUAACGGUCACACGGCACCUCGAACACCUUGCCUUUAGCGCUGUCGCAUUUACGCUUUGGACGAGAAAGUUAGAUAAGGGGAUGAGGGAAGCUGACCUACGAAGUUUGUCUUUAUAUCCAUCUGUGCAUAUCCCAUUUUAUCUGAUCUCCUUUCGUUGGUACUUACCAGGCAAUCGCUACAAGAUUUAUCCACGCCUGGAUAUGGGCAAGGCGUGUGACACCCUCCUGCGCCUCGUGUCCUGGAUGAAAUGGGUCGAACUUGUCCAUCUCGGCCGGCCGAUGACUGAAGAGGAUUUCCUUUUCCCCGCGAUUGGCACAAAUGGCGUGCUGCAACCGGGUGAGCCGCUUUCCCAUGACACAAUCCAAAAAUGGAUCGACGAGGCAGUGGUGGGGUCCGGAAUUCCCGGAACGUUCACAACGCAUUGCUACCGUCAUGGUGGAGUGCAAUACCGCUUCAUGUUUGCGCCAGUGGGGCAGCGAUGGACCCUUGCGCGGGUCCGGUGGUGGGGGGGAUGGGCUGAAGGUGAGCAUCGCGACACACUGAUGCGCUACCUCCUCGACGAGUUGAAUUGCUACAAAAACGACCACAGCGACGCGCUGCAACCAGUCCCGCGCGAAGGUGAUCGUUCACUCGCAGGCGAAGCUGCGCUCAUCCGGCCAGCAUCCACCAAGGCACUCAACAUGGCACAUGCAUCGAUAACAGCCGACAUGGCAGCGCUACACACGACUGUGAAGGAAGUGAAGGAAACCUCGUGCUCACUUUCAGUAGAUGUAAGGGAGAUCUGCCAACAGCUCAGCGACAUGAGCAACCUGGUCAUAAAGGCCCUAACCUUGGCCUCUGCAUAUUCAGCCCCUUCUGGACCUGUGCUGCGCCAGGGCACUACCGGCAGUAACACUCGAGCGAUGCCAAUAACAGCCUACCAACAUUCACCUGCGCAGACCACAACGUCGUCGCCCCCAGUGAUCCAGUCCACUUCCAUGCCAACAGCGGCCCACCGGCGUUCACUUGCGCAGACCACGGCUUUGUUGCCCCCAGCGAUCCAGUCCGCUUCCAUGCCAGCAGCCCAGCCAUACCUACCUACGCUCAAUUUACAACCGACUCAAACGCAGUUCAGGAUGCCGCAAGUUGUCCAACCGUCAGAUCUUUCGCCCUCAACGUCCCUCCCUUCGCAGAUCGGACCCCAGAGGACCAAGGCCCGUGCCUCUACCUCCCUUCUGGGAGUUGUCAUCCCGGACGUGCCCGUUUUGCGUCCCGAUGGGACACGGACCGCAAAGUCGGACUCUUGGAGGGACAUAGUACGCCACUGGACGGAGGGGGAGCCACGGCUUGACCUGCACAUUCCGCUCAAGGACUGGCCUUAUCACUACUACAAUGGGAAGAGCGGCCGUCAAUUCAAUACGAAGUACUCUCAGCGACGCGUCAUUGCGACGGAAUUCCUUGACGAAUUCCAGGGAGACGAGGAAACCUUCCUCAAGGUCUAUGGAAGUGCCGUCGGUCAAGGACACACGAAACUCCUCAAAGCGAUCUUGGCCGCCCACAAACGGUAUUGUGGAGCUGGGGAGCGCCAUCGUCGCCUCACAAGUGAAGAAGUCUGCAACGAUUCUUCUUCGGGCGUCAGCGAGCAGCACUGAUGCAUAUCACACCAAGGUCGUCGUUCCACCAUUGCCAUCCUGUUCUUUUUUUCUUCUUUUGUUUUCUUUCUCUUAAUACAUCUAUCACUCACUUGUCGAUACUAUCACCCCAGCAUCACCCGAGCUCGUGAUGUACUACAUCACUAGUCGCAUACUCGUACAUGUGCAGUAGCCUAUGACUUGUCAUACGUACGCAACGCACAACACAAACAUCGUUAAUCGCAAGCAUCAUUCGUCCACCCAUCAUAUCCUGAGCGUGCGCGUGCGCACGCAAUACCAUUAUGUGUUUGUUCUACCUAACUCACACGUCCGUUCGAGAGUAGUCCUACACCGCCGUACAUAACUG
Pisolithus orientalis is the source of this 2659-nucleotide messenger RNA. RefSeq lists its product as uncharacterized. Gene Ontology annotation, molecular function: DNA binding. The transcript has 7 exons. The coding region runs from base 1 to 2313 and encodes 770 amino acids. Lineage: Eukaryota; Fungi; Basidiomycota; Agaricomycetes; Boletales; Pisolithaceae. The record is from RefSeq and is a predicted model, not a curated record. Gene Ontology annotation, biological process: DNA integration; DNA recombination.